Piliocolobus tephrosceles (Ugandan red Colobus) is the source of this 2708-nucleotide messenger RNA. It is a transcript of the gene SLC29A4, whose product is annotated as solute carrier family 29 member 4. The coding region runs from base 1 to 1593 and encodes 530 amino acids. Gene Ontology annotation, molecular function: nucleoside transmembrane transporter activity; monoamine transmembrane transporter activity. Lineage: Eukaryota; Metazoa; Chordata; Mammalia; Primates; Cercopithecidae. The transcript is spliced from 10 exons. Gene Ontology annotation, biological process: nucleoside transmembrane transport. Gene Ontology annotation, cellular component: plasma membrane. The record is from RefSeq and is a predicted model, not a curated record.
AUGGGUUCUGUCGGGAGCCAGCGCCUUGAGGAGCCCAGCGUGGCAGGCACACCAGACCCGGGCGUAUCGAUGAGCUUCACCUUCGACAGUCACCAGCUGGAGGAGGUGGCAGAGGCAGCUCAGGGCCAGGGUCUUAGGGCCAGGGGCAUCCUGGCUUUCAUGGACUCCGCACUGGAGGAGCCGGUGCCCGAUGACCGCUACCACGCCAUCUACUUUGCAAUGCUGCUGGCUGGCGUGGGCUUCCUGCUCCCGUACAACAGCUUCAUCACGGACGUGGACUACCUGCAUCACAAGUACCCAGGGACCUCCAUCGUGUUUGACAUGAGCCUCACCUACAUCUUGGUGGCGCUGGCAGCCGUGCUCCUGAACAACGUCCUGGUGGAGAGACUGACCCUGCACACCAGGAUCACCGCAGGCUACCUCUUAGCCUUGGGCCCUCUCCUUUUUAUCAGCAUCUGCGAUGUGUGGCUGCAGCUCUUCUCUCGGGACCAGGCCUAUGCCAUCAACCUGGCCGCUGUGGGCACCGUGGCCUUUGGCUGCACAGUGCAGCAAUCCAGCUUCUACGGAUACACGGGGAUGCUACCCAAGCGGUACACGCAGGGGGUGAUGACCGGGGAGAGCACGGCGGGCGUGAUGAUCUCUCUGAGCCGCAUCCUCACGAAGCUGCUGCUGCCCGACGAGCGCGCCAGCACUCUCAUCUUCUUCCUGGUGUCGGUGGCACUGGAGCUGCUGUGCUUCCUGCUGCACCUGUUAGUGCGGCGCAGCCGCUUCGUGCUCUUCUAUACCACACGGCCGCGUGACAGCCGCCGGGGCAGGCCAGGCCUGGGUAAGGGCUCUGGCUACCGCGUGCACCACGACGUCGCCGCCGGGGACGUCCACUUCGAGCACCCAGCCCCGGCCCUGGCCCCCAGCGGGUCCCCAAAGGACAGCCCAGCCCACGAGGUGACCGGCAGCGGUGGGGCCUACAUGCGCUUUGAUGUGCCGCGGCCAAGGGUCCAGCGCAGCUGGCCCACCUUCAGAGCCCUGUUGCUGCACCGCUACGUGGUGGCGCGGGUGAUCUGGGCCGACAUGCUCUCCAUCGCUGUGACCUACUUCAUCACGCUGUGCCUGUUCCCUGGCCUCGAGUCUGAGAUCCGCCACUGCAUCCUGGGCGAGUGGCUGCCCAUCCUCAUCAUGGCUGUGUUCAACCUGUCAGACUUCGUGGGCAAGAUCCUGGCAGCCCUGCCCGUGGACUGGCGGGGCACCCACCUGCUGGCCUGCUCCUGCCUACGUGUGGUCUUCAUCCCUCUCUUCAUCCUGUGUGUCUACCCCAGCGGCAUGCCCGCCCUGCGCCACCCUGCCUGGCCCUGCAUCUUCUCGCUGCUUAUGGGCAUCAGCAACGGCUACUUCGGCAGCGUGCCCAUGAUCCUGGCGGCAGGCAAAGUGAGCCCCAAGCAGCGGGAGCUGGCAGGGAACACCAUGACCGUGUCCUACAUGUCGGGGCUGACACUGGGGUCCGCCGUGGCCUACUGCACCUACAGCCUCACCCGCGAUGCCCACGGCAGCUGCCUGCACACCUCCACCGCCAAUGGCUCCAUCUUCUCGGGCCUCUGAGCCAGCUCUGCCCACUGCCAGGGACGCCGAGGGCCUGACCAGGGUCCCCGAGGCCUGAGGGCCCCUCCCUCGUCCCCACCUCAGUGCCUGCGGGGCCCUGGGCCUCUCCCUGUGCCAGCAGCGCCACCCGCUCUGGGUCCAGCCAUCCCCAAUCCUGGCCUGAAGUUCUGCAAAGUCCUUCGAGGACCGGAACACGUUUCUGUGACCCGGGGCUCUGGCCAGCACUGUGUUCUGUGUUUGGUCUCAUACCUGCCUCUACCUUCCAUCUGUGUCCAGCGGCCCCAGCUCCAGCCCAGCCAGCACUCUGCAGGGUCACACGCACCGUGUCCCCACUCAGGACACCAGACGCCCGCCACAGUGUGCGUGCCCAGUGACUGCACCCCGGCCCUCAUCACCCGCUGCCACUGAUGGGGGCACCACCUGGCCCAGCCUCCACCAAGGACCCCUCAUGAACCCUGGAGCCCUGAGAGGAGAGGGGCAGCCCCCCAGUGUCACCCUCCGGCCUCCCCCUUCUGUCCUCAUUCUUAGAGACUGCUUCUCCCAAACAAAACGCGUUAGCCAUGAAGGAGUCGGAGCCCUGGGUCCGAAGGGACCCGCCCGCGGUCUGCGUCAGCCUCUCGGGAACCACAGCAGUGGUGCCAGCCAGGCACAUCAGGACCUCCUCACACACCCAUGCCAUGCCACAGGCCAGGGGGCUGUGCCUGACUAGGGAGCCCUCCCAUUGCCUUCUUGGUCCAUGACAGAAGAGGGGAGGUAAGUAUAGGGGCUGAAGUCACACACCCUGGCUGAAGUCAGCUUGACCUAGGUCUUGACCCUCAUCCAGCAAGGGACCCGACGGACCCAAGGGUCUCUAGCAAGUAGGGAGGGGCUGGGGGCACUCCAGCCUGGGUCCCCCAGAACACCAGGCCCGUGUCGGUGGCACCCUGAGGUUGGGGGAUUCUAAGGGUGUCCUUCCAGAGACAGCGUUUCCAGGGGGAGGACGGCCCACCCUUACAGAACCCCGGCCCUGGCUGUGACUGCCCUGUUUCACCCCUGCUGUGUCCCGUCACCCGUCUGUCCACUAACUGUACCGCACUGGCCAUUAAAAGAUAAAGCAGACCGCUGCACUGCCGCCU